Molecule: messenger RNA, 2252 nt
Organism: Carassius carassius (crucian carp)
Lineage: Eukaryota; Metazoa; Chordata; Actinopteri; Cypriniformes; Cyprinidae
Product: discoidin, CUB and LCCL domain-containing protein 1
Exons: 15
Coding region: 112-2055 (647 amino acids)
Source: RefSeq, a predicted model, not a curated record
CUCGGAUGAGAAGCGUGAGAGGAGAGUCUGUAGACUGAUUACGACAUGAACUAAAACUCAUGGCGUAAACUCUGAACGCUGGAGUCAGCCAGGGAUAUCCCGAAGGAAACCAUGCACACUAGAUAUGGAGCUCUUUGGGAUACUAUUGAAUUCUCUCGGGUUUGGCUUAUUGUCAGCAUCGAAACACUGGUGUUGGUAUGCGGUCAAAAAGGCAAUGGGUGUGGACACACAGUCCUCAGUCCCACCAGUGGCACACUGACCUCGUUGAACUUCCCGGGAACCUACCCUAACCACACCCAGUGUGAGUGGAGCCUAAGAGUACCGAAGGGCCAGACGCUGCUCUUGACCUUUGGGGACUUUGACUUGGAGAGAAGCCAAGACUGCAUAUCUGGCUCUCUUACCAUCACAGACACCAGUGGAGCCAUUAGAGUGGGUCCUCUGUGUGGGCAGCUGUCCACCACAAACAGGAAUAUAACUGUGAGUACUAAUGAAGUCUCGGUGCAUUUCAUCUCUGGCACUCACCGUUCAGGACGGGGCUUCGUUAUGUCCUAUUCAACCAAUCAGCACUCAGAACUCAUUUCAUGUCUGCAUCGAGGAACACAUUUCUCCUCUCAACAGAUUAGUGCAUUCUGUCCUGCAGGCUGCAAAGACGUCACCGGAGAAAUCUGGGGCUGGCAUGGCCAAGGAUACCGGGAUACCUCUGUAUUAUGCAAAGCUGCGAUCCAUGCGGGCGUAAUUUCAAACAGUUUGGGAGGCAUGAUCAACGUGUCUCUGCAAAGGGGCAUUACCUUGUAUGAGUCACACUUUGCUAACGGAGUACUCUCAAAAACUGGUUCCUUGUCAGAUAAACGACUUGUCUUCCACAAAGAGUGUGACCGGGAGCUGACGGUGGUGGCCUAUAACACUUCUUCAGUGUGGGAGGAGGUGAACAGAUUAGGUCAGAGGGUCUCCUGGUCUCCGGGACAUGCGGGAUCUCAGUGGGCUGCGAGCUCUGGGGAUCAGCAACCGUGGAUGGAGAUCGAGCUGUGGAACAGGAGUAGUGUCACAGGCAUCAUAACAAAGGGAACGCCGCAUUACUACAUUGAAUCUUACACCCUCAUGUUCAGCAAAGACCGCAAGAACUGGAAAGUCUACAAAGCAACAUCAAGCAAAAAUAAGAAGGUGUUUGAGGCCCAUUCUGAUGGUCAUGUGACUGUACUCAACAGUCUGAUUCCUCCAGUAGUUGCACGCUACCUCCUUGUGAAACCCCAGAAGUGGCAUAUCAGGGCCUCUGCACAGGUUCAAGUGCUGGGCUGCCCUUCCUCCCCCUUUAGACCCCGUUCCCAAGGAGAUGAAUUGAAUACUGGGAAAGCAGUUGUCACAGCGACUGUGCGUCUAGACACGCUGUCCACUGAGGGUCCUGUCAUCAUAAGAAGCUCAGGCCUCAGUCAAGCAGUGAUAUUAGUGGCAGGCAUGGUUUUGGGAGCAGCUCUGUGUGUGGGUUGCCUUCUAGCUGGGCUUAUUUGGUGGAGAAGAAAAAGAAAUGCACAAAUAAAGAAAUGCUGCGUUGACCAAGGCUGUCAGGGUUUCCACGGGAAGAAGCUUCCAUGCACAAACCCAGAGCUUGUAUCUUACCCUCUGGUUCGGAACAUCCACGAUGCUCUUCCCAACCCUCCUCUCAAUGAUUAUGCUGAGCCUGAUGUAGUAGCAGGUGGGCAGAUGAUGGGUCUCACAUUCCGACCCCCCCUGGAAGAGGGCUACACAGUCCCCUUCUCCCUCAACCACUACGACACCCCUGGACAGCUUCCCGAAUACGCCCACCCCCUGCCUCCCGAACCAGAAUAUGCAACUCCCUUCAGCGAAAUGUCCACAGACUCAACACUGGACAGCCGACAGAAUCUACCUGUGUGUCGAGAGCUGAGCCAACAACAAUAUGACUGCCCCGCACACAGAGUGAUCUCAAACGGGUACUGUACUCCAGUCUCACAUGGUACUAGCCAACAUAAGGCUAGUGUGAUCUACUUUGAGCCCCAGAAAGUAGAACCACUAUUACAUACCUACCAUGAACCACUUUGAACCAACGUGGCAUCUCCUACUGAAGACAGUUUGUGACGUUUGUGCUGUUAUACUGCUGUUUAUAGUGUAACUUAAUGAUUUAUGCUGUUUGAUAGCAUCAGGGAUCGGCAUGUUAGAGGAAAUGAUUAUUUGGAGAAGUGCUUUUAUAAGGACUGCUGUAUUGUUCAGAUAACCACUGAACCUAUAUGUGCAUUUUU